Lagenorhynchus albirostris (white-beaked dolphin) is the source of this 407-nucleotide messenger RNA. RefSeq names its product non-histone chromosomal protein HMG-14-like. Gene Ontology annotation, biological process: chromatin organization. Gene Ontology annotation, cellular component: chromatin; nucleus. Gene Ontology annotation, molecular function: nucleosomal DNA binding. The coding region runs from base 1 to 306 and encodes 101 amino acids. The transcript has a single exon. NCBI's taxonomy places the organism in Eukaryota, Metazoa, Chordata, Mammalia, Artiodactyla, Delphinidae. The record is from RefSeq and is a predicted model, not a curated record.
AUGCCCAAGAGGAAGGUCAGCUCCAAGGAGGGGGCAGCGAAGGAGGAGCCCAAGAGGAGAUGGGUGAGGUUGUCAGCUACACCGACUCCUGCAAAAGUGGAAACGAAGCCAAAAAAGGCGGCAGGAAAGGAUAAAUCUUCAGACAAAAAAGUGCAGAUAAAAGGGAAAAGGGGAGCAAAGGGAAAACAGGCUGAAGUGGCUAACCAAGAGACUAAAGAAGACUUACCUGCAGAAAAUGGAGAAACUAAAAACCAGGAGAGCCCAGCCUCUGAUGAAGCAGGAGAGAAAGAAGCCAAGUUUGAUUAAUACCACGCACCUGGUCCUAUCACUGGUCCCUGUCUCCCUUCUUGUACAAUCCAGAGGAAUAUUUUUGUCAACUAUUUUGUAAAUGCAAGUUUUUUAGUAGU